Trichoplusia ni (cabbage looper) is the source of this 1687-nucleotide messenger RNA. RefSeq names its product aminoacylase-1-like. Bases 208 to 1407 code for a protein of 399 amino acids. NCBI's taxonomy places the organism in Eukaryota, Metazoa, Arthropoda, Insecta, Lepidoptera, Noctuidae. The record is from RefSeq and is a predicted model, not a curated record. The transcript is spliced from 10 exons. Gene Ontology annotation, cellular component: cytoplasm. Gene Ontology annotation, molecular function: aminoacylase activity. Gene Ontology annotation, biological process: amino acid metabolic process.
GUAGCACUCAGGUGCUAGGAUUUUCUUUGGUUAAAUUUUUACCCUCGAAUGCAUUAAGAAUAUAACUAAAUUUAUGAAAUGUGACAAAACUGUGCAGUAUAUAUCAGUAAAUUAAUAGUAUAGAGUUUGAUAUCAUCGUGCUUGCGGCUCACCGUCCGAUGUGAGCGAUCAUUAUUACUGCAGUGUUUGCUGCGAAACGUUCUUACCAUGUCAACUAAAUACGAUAACAAUGAAGCUGUGGCGAAUUUCGUCGAGUAUUUAAAAAUACCAAGUGUGCAACCAAACAUCAACUAUGACGACUGCGUAGCAUUCUUAAAGAAACAAGCUAAUGGACUUGGCCUCGCCGUGAAAGUGUAUGAAAUGGUGCCACGCAAACCCAUAGUGGUAUUAACAUGGCCUGGCAAAGAUCAAUCGCUACCUUCCAUUCUUCUGAAUUCCCAUAUGGACGUCGUGCCUGUUUUCGAAAAUAGUUGGACAUAUCCUCCAUUCAGCGGUCAUAUCGACAAGGACGGCAAGAUCUUUGCUCGAGGCUCCCAAGACAUGAAAUGCGUCGGUAUUCAAUAUCUUGAGGCUAUUAGGAAACUGAAAAACUCAGGAGUGCAGUUGAAGAGAACUUUACACGUUUGUUUUGUGCCUGACGAAGAAAUUGGAGGCCAUGAUGGAAUGGAAAAGUUUGUCCUCCACAAGGAUUUUAAAGACCUAAACGUGGGUUUUGCGUUGGACGAAGGGAUGGCAAGCCCGAAUAAAGAUUUUAUUUUGUUCAACGGUGAACGAAGCAUUUGGCAAAUUCAUGUUCAUUGUACUGGCCAACCCGGGCAUGGUUCAUUGUUAUUCCCAAACACCGCUGGAGAAAAGUUGCGGUAUAUCAUCGAUAAAUUCAUGGACAUGAGAGCUGAACAAAAGAAGAUUUUGGACAGUAAUCCAAAAUUGACUAUUGGUGACGUCACAACUAUCAACUUGACCCAAGUAUACGGUGGAGUCCAAUCUAACGUUGUUCCUGAGAAAUUGACUGUUGUCUUUGAUAUACGUUUAGCAGUUUCUGUAAACCAUGAAGAGUUUGAGAAGAAGAUCAACGCAUUGUGCAAAGAAGCUGGUGACGGAGUCACAUUUGAAUUUGAACAAAAGAACGCAUUUGUAGAAGUGACUAAACUGGAUAGUACCAACCCAUUUUGGGAAGCGUUCAAAGCUGCAGCCGACGAGUUAAAAUUGAAACUUGACUGCAGAAUAUUCCCGGGUGGUACUGAUAGCAGAUAUGUUCGCCAAGUUGGCAUUCCAGCCCUGGGCUUUUCUCCAAUGAACGAUACCCCUGUUCUUCUCCACGACCACGACGAAUUCCUAAGCGCUGAUAUAUUUUUGAAAGGAAUUGAUAUUUACGUAAAACUACUGACAGCCGUUGCUAAUGUAUAAAGCUUUUUAUGAUACUCUUGGUAUAAUCAUUUUAAUAGUAUUUAUAUAAUCGUUCAUGCUUACUCCAAGAGUAGAAUACUGAAUAUACUACAAUAUAAUUAUGUAGCAACCUACCACCUGUGCCUUCGUGUAAAUUUAGGCAGGUAAUUCUUGCAUUUAUUUUCAGUACGUAUAAUUUUCAAUGAUUUUAUUUUGUAACUGUAUUUUAGGGUGCCUGAAUGGUACGGUACUAAUAAACGUAAACAUAUCGAUGUUGUAAGAAUCAAAGUGUUAAUAUUAA